Messenger RNA from Onychostoma macrolepis, 896 nucleotides. RefSeq lists its product as uncharacterized. The record is from RefSeq and is a predicted model, not a curated record. Bases 1 to 801 code for a protein of 266 amino acids. The transcript has a single exon. Lineage: Eukaryota; Metazoa; Chordata; Actinopteri; Cypriniformes; Cyprinidae.
AUGCUUCUGAGGUCGGGGUUGGGGCGGUCCUCUCUCAGCGAUUUCCCCCCCCUUGAUGGGAAGGUGCACCCAUGUGCAUACUUCUCGCACCGCCUGAGCCCGGCAGAACGGAACUAUGAUGUCGGUAACCGUGAGCUGCUUGCGGUUAGGCUGGCACUGGGUGAGUGGCGACACUGGCUGGAGGGGGCGGCGGAGCCCUUCUUGGUCUGGACGGAUCAUAAGAACCUUGAAUAUAUCCGUUCGGCCAAGAGGCUGAACUCUCGGCAGGCCAGGUGGGCUCUCUUCUUUGAUCGGUUCCGUUUCACCCUCUCGUAUAGGCCUGGGUCCAAGAAUAUCAAGCCGGAUGCUCUGUCUCGUCUCUUUGCCAGUCCGGGGAGCGGGCGCCGCCCGACACCAUUUUGCCCCGGGGUGUCGUGGUGGCGGCCGUUUCCUGGGGUAUUGAGAGGCGGGUCAGGGAGGCCUUGCGGGGGGUGGAAGUUCCGAGAGGCUGCCCUACUGGUCUGUUGUUUGUUCCAGGUCCAUUGCGUCCAUCAGUCCUUGAGUGGAGUCAUUCUUCUAGGCUGGUCUGCCAUCCAGGGGUGCGGAGGACGUUGGCUUCUGCCCGCCAGCGCUUUUGGUGGCCUUCACUGCCCCAUGAUGUCAGACAGUUUGUGGCUGCUUGCUCGGUUUGCGCCCAGAACAAGACUUCUAACAAGCCUCCCAUUGGUCUGCUGCGGCCUUUGCCGAUCCCCACCCGCCCUUGGUCCCAUAUUGCCCUGGACUUUGUCACUGGCCUCCCCUCUUCCAGGGGCAAUACCGUGAUUUUGACAGUUGUGGACCGCUUUUCUAAGGCAGCUCACUUUAUUCGCCUACCUAAAUUGCCCUCUGCUAAGGAAACUGCUCUGAUGGUAGUCGAU